UUUAUCCACAACUGGAGUCAUAAACACAGAAUUGAGCUGUCCUACUCCUAAACCAUCAUAGCCGAGCUUCAAGCGUUCCAGAGAGUGCAGUGUAAGGCCAUGGCCUUUGCUAUUUCCAAUCCAACUUCCAUUGCUUCUUCAGUGUCACCAUCGCUACUUAAAUCGCAGACCCAAGCGAGAGCAAGGACUAAUUCAUGGCGUCUUAACACCCACCAUUUAAACUCACAGGUUGUUUCCCGGUUAAAAAGUGAGGGCGGUGGUCGCCGUGUUUGGCGCCGGAGAAAAUUGGCGAAGAAGGAUGAAAUGUUGCAGUACAAGUUGGAGAGGAUGCCGUUCUUAGAGGAGCAAGUUCGGAAGAUAAGGGAAGGAGGGAAACUGUUGACGAUGGACAUUGAGAGACUGUUGCUAUCUGAGGACAAUCGUUUUGAUUUUGUGAAUGAUGUAGCGGCUGAGGCCAAAGAAUAUGUUGAGAAUAACCGGGAUGAAUAUGGAGGUUCGAAGAAAGCUAUACUUCAUGUGCUUAGUAACCGUGUCAAUGAUUCGGGGUUUUACCGGCCGGAUGCUUAUGCCGAAUCUGACCCUUUCAAGCCUGGACCUACUUAUUUGAAGGAAGAAUUUACAUAAAAGGUUUUAAAGGUAACAUAUGUGUUUUAAGACUGUAAUAGGUUGAAUGCUAGUGUACAUGAUGAUCAAGAUUUUCUUCCUUUGAAACAUUUCAUGUCUAAAUGGUUUAAUUGGCUAAGUAUCAAAUUUUAAACUUGAAAUCA
This is a messenger RNA of Gossypium arboreum, 767 nucleotides long. RefSeq names its product protein PLASTID TRANSCRIPTIONALLY ACTIVE 7. The coding region runs from base 100 to 624 and encodes 174 amino acids. Gene Ontology annotation, biological process: plastid transcription. The transcript has 4 exons. Gene Ontology annotation, cellular component: plastid-encoded plastid RNA polymerase complex. The record is from RefSeq and is a predicted model, not a curated record. NCBI's taxonomy places the organism in Eukaryota, Viridiplantae, Streptophyta, Magnoliopsida, Malvales, Malvaceae.